UCCUGUGCGCCCACGAACAGCUGCCGUCGGGGCGUGAUGACCUUUUUGUCUCCCGGCGGUCAGGUACGGGAGAGGGGGCGGAGACACGGGAGGAGCAGCCUCGUGUGUGUCGGACUGGUCCCGACGUCCCGGACAAAUAAAUGGCCGUGAGCCGACGAAGAGCGGCGGCGUGAGGCGCGUUUCCUUUAUCCUCAGCGCGGCUGCAUGAAGCGCUUCCUCCAAUGCCCACGUAGCGGGUUAAAAGGCGCUUCGUCCUCUCCGUCAGUAACCUACUUUUUUUUUUUCAUCUCUCCGGGAGGAUGAGGGAGUCCUGUUGACACCACGGAGAGAUACACGCUGAGACCGACCAUGGCUGUGGACGCGGCGUCCAGCUUCAGUUUUUGCCGUGCCUCCCUGGAGCACACGGUGUCUGCUGAGGAGCUGAGCUACCAGCUGCCGCGUCGGGCCGGAGGCAGCAACCUGACCUGGCACGACAGCCGCGGCCAGAAGACAGCGCACACGCGCACCGUCAAAUUACUGCAGCAGCCGGGCACAGAGGGCAUCCAGCUGCAUCCGGGUGAAGCCUUCACCGUCUAUCACACCAGUCCUACGCUGUCCUGUCUGUCCAAACCUGUGGUGCUGUGGACUCAGCAGGAUGUCUGCAAGUGGCUAAAGAAACACUGUCCUCACAACUACCUGACCUACGUAGAGGCCUUCUCCCAUCACGCUAUCACAGGACGGGCGUUGCUCCGCCUCAACGGGGAGAAGCUGGAGCGGAUGGGAAUCAUCCAGGACUCCUUGAGGCAGGAGGUCCUCCAGCAAGUCCUUCAGCUCCAGGUCAGAGAAGAGGUCCGCAACUUGCAGCUCCUUAGCAGAACCUCCUUUGGAAAUUUCUCUUAGUUCAUCCCAGGAUGUGCUUGGCAGUCCUUCCCCUCGUCUCCUGUCACAAUACAUCUCCAGGAGCUGCGGAAGAGCUGCUAUCUCCAGAUAUGUGAGCGGAGAAUCAACGAGUGAAAGCAGGGGGAGGACGAGCCUAGAGACUCUAUGCCAACUGGUCUGGAGGAUUCCCAUUCAAUGCAGCCAAUCUGCUUAUAGGAACUGUGACAAAGACAAAGAGCCGUUCAAAGCAGGGAGACCCUCAGUAACCUAAUGAUGCAAUGGAAGAUUAUUACUAUUCCAGGGAUGAUCCAGACUUGGCACUGGUGGGAUCAUUACAAAUGUCCCUUUUGAUUUUAAUUUCGAUUGAACCAACUGGACCGCACUGACUGAAAUUCAAGUCUGAAAAAUUGUACUCAUAGAGAUCCGCUUUGAUUUAGUUAAAUAAAAAGUUCUGUGGAGCAGCUAUGAGAAGUUUGAGUCUUGUCUGCAGCACUAGCUCUUUGAACAGCUUAACUCUAGAGAUCUGGAGGGCAGUUUUACCUGGAAAGUUAAACUAACUGCUGGUCAGGAUUUUCCUAGUUGGAAAGCACAUUUCCUUUAUCUUAAGAAUCCUUGGGAUUCAUUCAAACAUUGCUUUAUAUAUGUGAAGCAGUGUUUGCCUCUCUGUCUGUGAGCCACUUGGAAAUAUACAGUUUUCACUCAUCGCAACCGUAAUGUGGUGCUCAUUCAAAAGAGAAAGAAGGAAAAAAAAUGAUAAUGUAAAAGUAAGAAUUAAGAAACUUUUCACCAGAAUAUCUAUCUAUCAAUCUUAUGCCUCUCUCUUUCUACAGUCCACUUUGUUCACCCUUUGCAUGGGAGUUUUGUUUUUCAGCUCAUCGCUCACUCAGCAUGAUUACAAAAACUUGAGCUCCAUGGGAAUGCUAGUAGGGAGCUACAGAUGACAAUCAUGCAGGCAUUUAUUUCCAUACUGUAGAGGUGUUAUUUACACUGAAGUACUUGGUCAAGUACAAGUAAUGUAAAACUUGUUUAGCCAGUCACUUUAUUUUGUACAACCUUGAAGAGUAACUGACUGAUAGUAAAAAAGAUAGAGCAGCGGAAAGCAACUACAAUGCAACAGUUAAUGUACAGAGGUAUCUGCUGUGGGUAAGAUAUUGACUGCUCAUAACUUUUGCACAGAACUACAUAGAAGAAAUCUGAACUUUCCCUUUAAGACCACUAAACCAGUGAUUAUUUUACAUGUUUUUAUAUCAAGGAAUUCUGGGUUAGUUCCUUGAGUCGUGGUGUGAAUACAUGUGAACAAACAGAGCUACUAAUGUAAAAUGACGGAAACUUUCCAUCUACCAUACUAUGAGAUGAAUGUCAUUCCCACAAUAAACCUUUUGUAUUGUGACUUCUCUGCAGUGUAGUACUGAAAAAAAUUCACCUUUAUAUAUAAUUGAGUGUAGUAGAGUAACACUCACAUUAAUUUAUGUAUUUGUGAUUUAAUGACUGAUCAAAGGGUUUCAUGGGGUUAACACAAUGCUCACUAACUGCAUUGGUCGGAUUCAGCAAUAAUUUGAAUAGCUAGGACUAUCUGGUAGCUAAAUUAAGAAACCAUUUCCACAGAGCUGUGAAGCUCUGCCGAGGGAGAGAAAGUAAUUUGUGUGUGGAUCUUUGUAUUUUACAUCAUUUGUCACUUGCAAGCACUGGGGGAAAAAAUAUACAUCCCUCUGUUGUAUUCUGUUCGGUUUCUUUCCCGGAGAUGACACUAAAGUUUCUAAAGCUCAGAAAGCAAGACUGCCAACAAUGACAGCAGGCCAGAUACCAGAUUCCCUAAGUGACUGAAGCCAGAUCUGCAGAUGUAAUUCCGGGCAGUAACGCUCAGCUUUGCAGAAUGAUAGUUCUCAUGUCACAUAAAUGAAUAAAAUAAACAAACAUACAGUGAAGAAAACCUGCCCAUCCAACAGCCAUCCAUGCAUUCUUUAGCAGGGAGCCGCAGGGAAAAGUGAGUGAGUUACUGUUAAAAGAAAGAAAACACGCUGUGUAAUUUUUAUUAGACCUAAUCCACUGUAAAUAUCAACACAUUCGGUUUAUGUUCACUGAUCAUUGAUGAACUGUUUCAAAUGCAGAAAAAGUACAGUUCGCGCUGCUCUACAGAGUCAAACAUAAAUGUAUGUAUGGAACAUGACGACAGCUGUUUUUGAAUAAACUUAUUGA
Poeciliopsis prolifica (blackstripe livebearer) is the source of this 3054-nucleotide messenger RNA. Its product is annotated as sterile alpha motif domain-containing protein 10-like. Gene Ontology annotation, biological process: cell surface receptor protein tyrosine kinase signaling pathway. Gene Ontology annotation, cellular component: cytoplasmic side of plasma membrane. Lineage: Eukaryota; Metazoa; Chordata; Actinopteri; Cyprinodontiformes; Poeciliidae. The record is from RefSeq and is a predicted model, not a curated record. Gene Ontology annotation, molecular function: protein binding. Bases 349 to 879 code for a protein of 176 amino acids. The transcript is spliced from 5 exons.